CUUUCUAUACUUUCCAUAGCGACCCCAUAACGAGAAGACAGCAAUAAUGGGUGGGGCAUUCAGCCUUCUCGAAAAGAAACUCCCUCGGUUCGCAUUUCCCGACAGCGACUGGCCCGAGAACUUCCCACCGAUUCCAAACAAUCGUUUCCAAAAAAGUGGUAACCUUGCUGUUUACGAAGUGAAGGAGACGAACGCAGGGUGCAUCAUGAAAGUUGACGUUCCAGGAUGCUCCGAAGCAGGUCUCAGCUGGUGGGUGAAGGACAACAACAUCCUGUUCUUUGCGGACGAAUCCCCCCUGGGGCCAUUCGAGGGAAGAAGAUACGGUGGCACCCUCGUUUUCGAUUCAGACUCUUACAUGGUGAAGCGUGCGCAUGUCUGGUACGAACCAGGCGUUAUGUAUAUCAACGUUCCGAAGAUCCCAGGUAAAGAGUCCCACGAGUAUCACUUCGAGGUCUCCGAGCAGAUGCUGCUUCUCGAAAACAGCACUUCUGCUGCUGCAAAGGAGUUUCACGGGAUCGAGUAAGCUAUUAUCCAGAUGGUUGUUUCUCGUUUGUUUUCCACUGUCUAUUUUUAUCUGUACUAAAAACUUUCGUGUAAUAAAUCCAGAGGAUAAUGUUCCUGUGUUAAAUUUAGUAGUAAUAAAUUAUAAUAAUUUUA
Messenger RNA from Raphanus sativus (radish), 657 nucleotides. Its product is annotated as 14.7 kDa heat shock protein-like. The transcript is spliced from 2 exons. The coding region runs from base 47 to 523 and encodes 158 amino acids. NCBI's taxonomy places the organism in Eukaryota, Viridiplantae, Streptophyta, Magnoliopsida, Brassicales, Brassicaceae. The record is from RefSeq and is a predicted model, not a curated record.